GUGACUUCCAUAAUCACAUGACACACGAGACGGAGACAGGAUGGACUUACGAUGUAAACACAAUAAAACUAAUAACUACGAUCGUGUUUUGGCAACGAUUUUGGAAGUACAUCGUUGAAGAUGCCAUUCCCAUUAUGUUGACUGUGAGGCGUAGUAAGAAACUAUUAUAUUGUUUGUAAUAAUCAUACCACAGCCUGUGGAUAAGUUGCUGUCAGUGCUCCCCGUUGUACUGUUUUGUUCAUGAUAGUUUAAUGGACGUAACCGUCGGUGCUAUAGCUGUAACCGUUUAAUAAUAAAGAUGAACGCUUUAGUUGCCCUUUGCCACUUCUGUGAACUCCAUGGCCCACGGACACUGUUUUGUACAGAAGCUGUUCACCCUCCCUCCCCAUCUCCCCAGCAGCCUGGAUCUGGCAUUCCUUAUGACCGGGACCGAGAGGCGGACAGGGAGGGAGAGGGUCUCACCAUGAGGGCCAACAGCUCUGCCACACAAAGGGCCGAUAUGUGUGAGGGCUGUCGCGCUCUACCUGUAUCCCACCCAGGCUUUGUGAGUGUGGACAGUGAGACUGGCAUUCGCUAUCUGAGCCAUCAACACCCACGCCAGCCGCAGCUCUUUAGCGUGGUGCGACAGGCAUGUGUGCGGAGCCUUAGCUGUGAGGUUUGUCCUGGUAGGGAAGGGCCCAUCUUCUUUGGGGAUGAACAGCAUGGAUUUGUUUUCUCCCAUACAUUUUUUAUUAAAGACAGCCUCGCACGGGGCUUCCAGCGCUGGUACAGCAUCGUCGUGGUGGCCAUGGACAGGAUCUACCUCAUCAACUCCUGGCCAUUCCUUUUACGCCACCUGCGGCUAACUAUUCAGAGUCUACAAAGCACAGCUCUCAAGGUGUUUGACAGCGAGCAGUGUGUGUGUCCUCAGAGGGCAGUGCGUAUGAACGGCGCAUUUUCUCCUGCAGUGUUCCCUCAUCAGCGCAGUGGCAAUGCUGCCCGCUCGCUCACAUCCCUGACUCAGCACCCCAACCUGUGGGCCAGUCUUCACUCCUCAUUCAGCUGGUUGCUGAAAGCCUGUGGCAGCCGGUUGACUGAGAAGCUUUUAGAGGGAGCACCCACAGAAGACACAUUGGUGCUCAUCGAAAGACAAACUGAACAAGAAGAAGAGAUGAUUGGUUGGGAUGGUGCCGAAGGGGGUGGAUCGAAUCCACAACCAAGCCAAUCAGAUAGCUUGCAGGGCACAGAUUUUCAGUGUGAUGACGGUAGACAAGAGGACCUUCCUGGCCCAAAGUUUAAAUCACUGAGACAUUUAAGACAGGUCCUUGGUGCCUCUGAUUUUCGACAACUGGCAUGGCAUGUUCUCAUGGGAAACCAAGUCAUAUGGAGAAGUGCAGAUCCUGGGCUCAUACAGUCAGCUUUUAAUGUAUUAAAGGCUUUGCUUCCAGUUGGCUGUGUGCGAGCCAUUUCAUACAGUCCUCAAUAUGAAGAAGCAUAUCGAUGCAACUUUCUUGGGUUAAGUCCUGAUGUAGUGAUCCCUGCACAUGUCAGUUCUUCAGAGUUUUCAGUGCUGGUGGAUGUUCUUAAUGCCGAGCGUGAUUGCGUAAAUCCUGUGGACGAUUACAUUCUCUCACUCUACCAUUUCAACAUUAGCAGUCCAAACAACCAACCCGUGGACAAAGGCCCAACUUUGUUAAAUAAAAUUGAAGUGGCUCUUUCUAACGAGAAUCUGUCAGUGGAGGUGGUGUCUCUCUGCCUGCUCUGUCUUAAAGAAGAGUGGAUGAACAAAGUAAAAGUGUUAUUUAAGUUCUCCAAAGUGGAUGGCAGAGGUAAAGAGGACACUCAGAAGAUUUUAGCCCUGCUGGGGGCCACAGGGCCGGGAGAAGAGGACAAUGUACGGCUUCUUAAGUUUUGGAUGACAGGACUCAGCAAGACUUACAAGAGCCAUCUGAUGACAGCUGUGAGAGGUGGAGAGAGAACACUGAGCCAGUGAGAGAGUACGAGAGAGAGCGGACAAUGGACUCAUUGCUCGAGUUUGAUGAAAAGAAAGUGUGUGUGAAAGUGUGAAUUACUGGAAUGGGGACCAGGCGGACCAGGCCUGUGUCGUAGAACAGAGGAAUAUUUGAGAGAACGUGAAAGCUGUGAUUCAAGCCCCUAAAACGUUUAGUUAGAUGUGUGCAUUUUAAUGGAAUGUUGUUUUACCGUCAUGACCAGACAUGUACAUUUUCUGUCUUUUUCACUGUGCAUUUGUGUGGACACAAAUGGAGUAUAACAGUGCACUGGCUUUGUUUAACGUUACAGAGGAUGAGUUGACAGAUGACUGCUAGAAGUUUAUUGGUGUCUCUUAAUAGUUUCUGUGUGCAUUUUAUAAUUCACAUCAUCAGUUGAUCUGUUGCCUGACUCGUCUGAAAGAGAAUUCAAAAUUUUAUGAGCAAUUUAUUUAUUAUUUGAUAACUUAUUUCAAAUCAAAAGCUUUUGCUGUAACCUCAGACAUACUAAAUAAAGAGACUGCUUGUAAACAUUAA
Messenger RNA from Triplophysa dalaica, 2504 nucleotides. It is a transcript of the gene flcn, whose product is annotated as folliculin. NCBI's taxonomy places the organism in Eukaryota, Metazoa, Chordata, Actinopteri, Cypriniformes, Nemacheilidae. Gene Ontology annotation, molecular function: GTPase activator activity. Gene Ontology annotation, cellular component: cytosol. The transcript is spliced from 12 exons. Gene Ontology annotation, biological process: positive regulation of GTPase activity; positive regulation of transforming growth factor beta receptor signaling pathway; negative regulation of transcription by RNA polymerase II. The coding region runs from base 299 to 1972 and encodes 557 amino acids. The record is from RefSeq and is a predicted model, not a curated record.